CAUUGGAGUCGGCACCUCGUCCGUGCGUCCGGUCCGGCUCGCCGCCCUGCGUCGCGCCCCGGGAGCUGUCCGCGCGCCCAGCAGCCGCCGCCGCCGCCCUGCCGGGGCCGGGGAGGAGGCGGCGGGCCCGGGACCGCGAGAGCGCGGUGACAGACCCGGCCUCGCGGGGAGGCCCGAGCGAGCGGGCGCCCCGGCCCCGCGCCGCGCCGGGCUGUUCAUGAAGCAUGUCGGCCACCAGCGUGGACCCCCAGAGAACAAAAGGGCAAGAUAAUAAAGUACAAAAUGGUUCUUUGCAUCAGAAGGAUACAGUUCAUGACAAUGACUUUGAGCCCUACCUUUCUGGACAGUCAAAUCAGAGUAACAGUUACCCCUCCAUGGCUGAUCCCUACCUGCCCAGCUAUUACCCACAGUCCAUCGGAUUUCCGUACUCUCUCAAUGAGGCGCCAUGGUCUACCGGAGGGGACCCUCCAGUCCCAUACCUCACCACUUACGGACAGCUCAGUAAUGGAGACCAUCAUUUUAUGCAUGAUGCUGUUUUUGGGCAGCCUGGGGGCCUGGGGAGCAACAUCUAUCAGCACAGGUUUAAUUUUUUCCCUGAAAACCCUGCUUUUUCAGCCUGGGGGACAAGUGGGUCUCAGGGGCAGCAGGCUCAGAGUUCAGCCUACGGGAGCAGUUACACCUACCCACCAAGCUCCCUGGGCGGCACGAUUGUGGACGGGCAGACAGGCUUUCACAGCGACACCCUCAACAAAGCUCCUGGAAUGAACAGCCUGGAGCAGGGCAUGGUGGGCCUGAAGAUUGGGGAUGUCGCCACCUCUGUAGUCAAGACAGUGGGGUCUGUUGUCAGCAGUGUGGCGAUGACUGGCGUCCUUUCUGGCAACGGUGGGACAAACGUGAACAUGCCAGUUUCGAAGCCAACCUCCUGGGCUGCCAUUGCCAGCAAGCCGGCCAAACCACAGCCGAAAAUGAAAGCAAAGAGUGGACCUGUGAUUGGGGGUGCUCUGCCCCCUCCACCUAUAAAGCAUAACAUGGACAUUGGCACCUGGGACAACAAGGGGCCUGUGCCCAAGGCCCCAGCUGCCCAGCAGGUGCCAUCCCCCCAGUCUGCCCCUCAGCCUCAGCCGGUUGUGCAGCCUCUGCCUGCUCAGCCUCCCCCUUUGACCCAACCGCAGUAUCAGAGCCCUCAGCAGCCACCACAAACCCGCUGGGUCGCCCCUCGAAACAGAAACGCGGCAUUUGGGCAGGCUGGGGGGCCCGGCAGCGACAGUAACUCUCCUGGAAAUGCCCAGCCUAACUCUGCCCUGAGCUCAGAAUCCCACCCUGUGCUUGAGAGACUGAAGGCCGCCCACAGCUACAACCCCGAAGAGUUUGACUGGAAUCUCAAGAGCGGCCGCGUGUUCAUAAUAAAGAGCUACUCUGAGGACGACAUCCACCGCUCCAUCAAGUACUCCAUCUGGUGCAGCACCGAGCACGGCAACAAGCGCCUGGACGGCGCCUUCCGCUCCCUGGGCAGCAGGGGGCCCGUCUACCUGCUCUUCAGCGUCAACGGGAGCGGGCACUUCUGCGGGGUGGCUGAGAUGAAGUCACCCGUGGACUACGGCACGAGCGCGGGGGUCUGGUCUCAGGACAAGUGGAAGGGCAAGUUCGACGUGAAGUGGAUUUUUGUCAAGGACGUGCCCAACAGCCAGCUGCGGCACAUCAGGCUGGAGAACAACGACAAUAAGCCGGUCACAAACUCCCGGGACACCCAGGAGGUGCCCCUGGAGAGGGCCAGGCAAGUGCUGAAGAUCAUCGCCUCCUACAAGCACACGACCUCCAUCUUCGACGACUUUUCCCACUAUGAGAAGCGCCAGGAGGAGGAGGAGGAGGUGCGCAAGAACCAGCCAUGGAAGUGGGUCUCUGAGCUUGUCCCUGCUUCCUGGCACCGCAGAGGAGCCCCGGGACCCGGCUGUUACAGCUCUCCGGAACGGCAGAACCGAAACAAACAAUAAGGGUGAACCAGCGUCUUAUAUGUUCUAAAUGGACUGAAAAGUUUAAGAGAAUGCGUGCUUGGUGCUGUCUUCUUGUGCAGGGCCCAACUCGUUGCAUCUUUAUGCUCUUGUAGUUUAUUUUUUGCCCGGAUGGAUUUGCAUUCAUUUGUAUUUUUCCUAUGUAUAAUAGUAUUGUAGACCUCACUAAUAAAGGAGUAUGUUUUUUGUCAGCUUAUCAAUCAGACCUAAUGCGAAAUACAAAUAUCCUUAAAAACAAAGCAAAACAAAAAACCUAUUACAACCCAAAGAUUUGUUUGAAUUUUGGCAGAAAUUAUGUUCUCGUAUUCACAGUCCUUUAACGCCUUCACGUGAGACUUAUUUCUCACCCUUCGUGCUUUGUAGUGAACAUAAGAAACCAUGAGCUGUCACUGGGUGUGUUCAGUUAAAGCACGUCUCCUCAGAAUGCUGAAAUCAACAGGUUAAUGAUCACUUUGUCCAGUUUACCGUUUUUAUCAUCUGUUAUCUAAAAUGCUAAUCUGUCCAUUGGAUUUUCUACUAGGCGGAUAAAUUUUAGUUUUUCAAAUUUGGUGGACAUGCUGUUUCCUUGGGGCACCCGCCCUUCCCACAGCCUUGCACACCCACGGCAGGCACUUUGUCCCUACUCUGCUCUUUGGUCCGGCGGGGCAGUGACAGGACCCAGCACGUGAGGGUGUCGGCUCAGUGUCCAGGUGCUCUUGGUUCUAACUGCCCCUUUCUUGAGAAUCCUGGUGCCGGUUUAAGGUUUUAUGCCAGUGAUGCUGAGCUUGAAGUGCAGGAUCUGAUGGUGCAGUGUGACAGGGGACACUGCCAAGUGUAAACUUCACCAUGUACCUUUCUUUUUCCUGUUCAGUGGGUUAAAAAAAGCCAAAAACAAACCUUUUAGAAACUGAAUUUGCUGUCCUGUUUUGUGGAAAGAGGGACCAUUGAAGAACUUGCCGCCACCUGAAGUUUGAGUUUAAGCAUGAAAAAGGUGCGCAUGCCUGUCGCUCCAGCACACCGAACCUGCACGUGCCCGUUGUAGAGGACCUCACUGUUUAGAGAGCAGAUACCUUUUGAAAACUAUUUACUCCAAAGACCCUCAGUUAAAGUUUAAGCUGUAUUUAGACUUGUAUUUAGAACGCGCCACUCUCUGAACUGUUACUGCCUGUGUGGAGUCACGAACAUCGGAGAACUUUUCCACUAGGAGAAUACAAGCCUUAAUAAACAAUACCUAUUUAGCAA
This is a messenger RNA of Manis pentadactyla (Chinese pangolin), 3230 nucleotides long. RefSeq names its product YTH N6-methyladenosine RNA binding protein F1 (gene YTHDF1). Gene Ontology annotation, cellular component: cytoplasm. Bases 225 to 1991 code for a protein of 588 amino acids. The record is from RefSeq and is a predicted model, not a curated record. The transcript has 6 exons. Lineage: Eukaryota; Metazoa; Chordata; Mammalia; Pholidota; Manidae. Gene Ontology annotation, molecular function: N6-methyladenosine-containing RNA reader activity; mRNA binding. Gene Ontology annotation, biological process: mRNA destabilization.